AUGCCCAAUAUUGUUUUAGUCGAUGCCGCAAGAACACCUUUUUGCAUGUCUGGGACUCAUUACAAAAAUUUAAUGGCGUAUGAUCUCAUGCGUGGGGCAAUGAUAGAAUUAGUUUCUCGAACAAACCUCCCAAAAGAUGCUUUAGACCAUGUUGCUGUUGGCACUGUUGUACAAGAAGCACAAACUUCUAAUAUCGCUCGAGAAGCACUAUUAACUGCCGGCUUUUCCGAUAAAGUUCCGGCUCAUACGGUAACGAUGGCCUGCAUAUCGGCCAAUCAAGCAAUAACAUCGUGUAUGGGUUUAAUUGCUACCGGCCAAGCCGAUACGACUAUUGCUGGCGGUGUAGAAUUUCUUUCUGAUGUUCCUAUUAGAUUAUCACGCGGACUACGUCAAAAAUUGAUGGAUAUGGCCAAAAUUAAAUCCGCCGGCGGUAAAAUUACCUCCCUUGCUUCUCUAAAAUUAAAAGAUAUUGGUUUAGAGCCACUGGGUGUAUCGGAAUUUUCUUCCGGCGAGACGAUGGGCCAUAGCGCAGAUCGUCUAACUUCAGCAUUUAAAGUUAGUCGCAAUGAGCAAGACAGCUAUAGCAUACGUUCUCAUACACUAGCUGCAAAAGCGACUAAAGAAGGAAAUCUGAGUGAUCUCUUUCCUUUUCAAGUGCCAGGCACUACUAAUGUUGUCAGUGCUGAUAAUGGAAUUAGAGUGUCAACACCAGAACAAAUGGCUAAGUUAAGGCCAGCUUUUGUUAGACCCUAUGGUACUGUCACUGCUGCAAACUCCUCAUUUUUGACGGAUGGUGCAAGUGCUGCUUUAAUUAUGUCGGAGGAAAAAGCACUAGAAUUGGGUUACAAGCCUAAGGCAUACCUACGCCAAUUUGUAUACGUAUCGCAAGAUCCAAGAGAACAGUUGCUGUUAGGCCCUGCUUACGCCACUCCUGCUGUAUUAAAGAAAGCUGGUUUAAAUUUAUCAGAUAUUGAUGUUUUUGAAUUUCAUGAAGCUUUCGCAGGUCAGAUACUAGCCAACUUGAAAGCCCUAGAUUCUGAUUGGUUUGCUCAAAAGUAUAUGGGCAGGUCAACCAAGGUCGGUGUUCCACAAUUAGAAAAAUUCAACUUAUGGGGUGGAUCUUUAUCUAUUGGACACCCCUUUGGUGCGACUGGUACUCGAUUGGUAUACCAUGCAGCUGAAAGACUACGCAAAGAAGAUGGGAAAUAUGCUUUAGUUGCUGCGUGUGCAGCUGGUGGUCAAGGCCAUGGCAUUAUUGUAGAGCGUUAUCCAUCUAAAUAA
This is a messenger RNA of Trichoplax adhaerens, 1281 nucleotides long. RefSeq lists its product as uncharacterized. Gene Ontology annotation, biological process: fatty acid beta-oxidation. Lineage: Eukaryota; Metazoa; Placozoa; Uniplacotomia; Trichoplacea; Trichoplacidae. Gene Ontology annotation, molecular function: acyltransferase activity, transferring groups other than amino-acyl groups. The record is from RefSeq and is a predicted model, not a curated record. The coding region runs from base 1 to 1281 and encodes 426 amino acids. The transcript has a single exon.